Molecule: messenger RNA, 654 nt
Organism: Anopheles nili
Lineage: Eukaryota; Metazoa; Arthropoda; Insecta; Diptera; Culicidae
Exons: 4
Coding region: 1-654 (217 amino acids)
Source: RefSeq, a predicted model, not a curated record
AUGGUUUCAAUAAUGGAUGUAGAAACAAAUAGGCAGGUCUGUGAUAAUCGUAUUAUACUAUCGCAAAGUGCAGUCACCCAAAAGUCGAUCGAUCUCGAUAUCUCACCGACAGCAGACAGCAGAGAUAAAACUAGCUUAGCAUCGUCGGUAGUAGAUACCAGUACUUUCAGUACCAGCAUUCUGCACCACCAACAACAGGGGCCUUGUUCGUCUUCAGCGACCCACCAUCGAAACGCUCUUGAUACCGACUUAGCCAAGAGAAGCAUGAAAUUAAAUUUGGUGGACAGUUCGGCUAUUAGAUCAAAAAUCAGUGUAGCAUCUCCGAGUACAAGUGCAAGCGCUAGUACGAAUAUUCCUCAUUCUACGACGUCUACAUCCGUUGUCACGUCGACUACCACUGCUAUUAUCAUGAAGCAUCGUAAAUUGAAGGAACGUACUUUUAGUGACGAAGUUGGAUCACCGAAAUCGCCUGCUUCAACAACAGAAGUCGUCGAUGAUCGGAAGGCAUUGAGAGAUGCUCUGUACCAAGGUAUUUUCCAUCGUCACCGUCGUACAAUCUUUGCUGUUGGGAGCUUUCUGAGAAUGUUGAAGAGUCGUAACUCAUCAUACAACACAAUCCGCAGUUCAUCGGAAGGCGAAGAUGAUACCAAAUAA